AUGUUUAUCAGAUUCACUACGAUGGUGUCAACAAAACAAAAGAGAACAGCAUUCAUCCAGUCUGCUGUCGCACUACUGAGAAUAUUUAAGUUUGAUGGAUUAAACCUGGACUGGAUGUACCCUGUAGCAGCAGGAGGCGACCCAAACAACAAGCAGAAAUUUACAMUGUUGUGCAAGGAGCUCAAUGCUGCCUUUGAGAAUGAAGGGAGAAGAAAAAAUCGUGAACGAUUAAUCAUCACAGCAAGUGUCUCUGCUGAGAGAGAGGUCAUUGAUGCCAGCUAUGAAGUCAACAAGAUUACCAAGGACCUGGACUUCCUUAAUGUGCUGACAUUUGACUUUCAUGGCCCCUGUAAGAAGGUCAUAAGACAUCACAGUCCCUUAUACAGAGGGUGCCACGAUACUGGAGACACAAUCUACCAUAAUACUGAUUCUGCCAUGCAACAUUGGUUGGACAAGGGAGCACCUGCACAAUUGCUAAAUUUGGGACUAGCUGCAUAUGGGCGAGCUUUUUCCMUCUCCUCUGCAUCCAGUGAUAUUGGAGCUCCAGCCAAAGGCCCUGGUAAAGAAGGCUGCUACACUGGUGAAGAGGGAUUCUGGGCCUAUUAUGAGACUUGCCUUUACACUGAAGGGGCUACAUUCCACCGGAUUGCUGAUCAGAAAGUUCCAUAUGCCAUAGCAGAAAACCAGUGGGUUGGAUUUGAUGACAAAGACAGCAUCAGUACAAAGGUAACCAUCUGUUAAAAUUAGUUAUAACGAUGCAAACAACUCAGAACUCUGUUUAGACGUAUACUAUGUUUUGUUGACAUGACUUCAGCUUCAGAAGURUUUUCCUCUUCAUCCUCUCAGGUCAGUUACUUAAAAGCAAAGAASUUUGGAGGAGCCUUUGUUUGGUCUCUGGACCUGGAUGACUUCAGCGGAAAGUUCUGUAACCAGAGCAAAAGUCCCUUCAUCAGCCACUUGAAUUC
This is a messenger RNA of Paralichthys olivaceus (Japanese flounder), 965 nucleotides long. Lineage: Eukaryota; Metazoa; Chordata; Actinopteri; Pleuronectiformes; Paralichthyidae. The record is from RefSeq and is a predicted model, not a curated record.